This is a messenger RNA of Girardinichthys multiradiatus, 3753 nucleotides long. RefSeq names its product TIMP metallopeptidase inhibitor 2a (gene timp2a). Bases 211 to 873 code for a protein of 220 amino acids. Gene Ontology annotation, biological process: negative regulation of membrane protein ectodomain proteolysis; negative regulation of endopeptidase activity. The transcript is spliced from 5 exons. The record is from RefSeq and is a predicted model, not a curated record. NCBI's taxonomy places the organism in Eukaryota, Metazoa, Chordata, Actinopteri, Cyprinodontiformes, Goodeidae. Gene Ontology annotation, cellular component: extracellular matrix. Gene Ontology annotation, molecular function: metalloendopeptidase inhibitor activity; protease binding.
ACUCCAGGCGGACAGACGUUUGCAGCAGUGUCAGGACGAUCUCAGAGGGUCCCUUGUCACACCGUGACAGGAGCGGCUGUUGUUGACGUGUGUGUUGGUUAAACCAGCGGAGGCUGGAAGCGCUGCCUCUGGAUCUACUCCGCAACGCAUCUGCGCAGACAGAGACGAAGAGGCUGAAGAAGAAGAAGCCCCGCUGCAGUGUUGACCAAGAUGCCGUUUUCCUUUAACGGCAUCUUUUCUGCGCUCGCGCUGCUGCUGCUGUGGCGCGCGGACGAGUUCGCGGAAGCGUGCAGCUGCGCUCCGGUGCAUCCGCAACAAGCGUUCUGCAACGCCGAUGUAGUUAUCCGUGCAAAGGUGGUGGGGGAAAGAGAGGUGGAUUCUGGGAACGAUAUCUAUGGAAACCCCAUCAAGAGGAUCCAAUAUGAUGUCAAACAAAUCAAGAUGUUUAAAGGGCCUGACCAGGACAUUGAGGCGGUUUUCACUGCACCAGUUUCUGCUGUGUGUGGUGUUACCCUGGAUACAUCUGGAAAAAAAGAGUACCUGAUCUCAGGCAAGGCCGAGGUGGGCGGACGUAUGCACGUGACCCUGUGUGAUUACAUCAUGCUCUGGGACUCCUUGAGCGCCACCCAGAAAAAGAGCCUCAGCCAGCGCUACCAGAUGGGCUGUGACUGCAAGAUUGUGCGUUGUCCCUCCCUGCCCUGUGAGAUCUCAGCCCCCGAGGAGUGUCUGUGGACAGACCUGAUGAUUGAGAAGCAGGUGCACGGACGUCAGGCCAACCACUACGCCUGCGUCAAGCGGGCGGACGGCUCCUGCUCUUGGUACCGUGGUGUCGCGCCACCCAAGAAGGAGUUUCUGGACGCAGAGGACCCUUAAAUCUGCAAUCUGACAGAGAUAAAGGGAAAAAAGGCAAUUGAAAUAAUAAUUAAAAAAAAACAUUAGGCUAUUUAAAAAUGUAAAGCUAUUGUGAUAUAAAUUAGCUGCUGUUCUGAAAAUAACUUUUAGCCUUUUGUUUGAUGUGACCACUUUUCAUGCUAAAGUUUCUCAUGAUUAAACAACUCAGAAGUGGCUCAAAAGUUUUCCUUGGAUGCAGCAUCUUUGUAAAAACCAUGUAAUGACAUCAUGAGAUGUAGGCUGUGUUGGAAAUAUUCACUCUGUCAUCAUAUAAAGUUCAAUAUACAGUGGAAUAGCUGUUUUGCAUUUUAAAGUUUAGUACUUAAAAUUAAGUAUCUCAUAAAUAAACACCAGCAAGAUAUAGCACCCCAAAUAUGAGGUGACAGCAUUAUUUCACUGUUUUGGACUGAAAACUAAUGGGAGUUAACAUCAUUUCACUUCGUUAACAAAUACAUUUUUGUACGAAAAUCUGAUUAACCCUUGUGUAGCGACUCAAGCAAAGAAAAGACUACACCAGUUACUAUAUCACAGUUUCAAUAUACAGAAAUUGUAAGUAUUACCCAUGAAAUCUGUUCUGCAUCUCAUCCCAAACAGCCAUUUUAGGAUUGAACCCUGUAUGCUAAAACUUGAGAAGUAAGCACUUGUUUGCUGCUUAAUUUUAUGUUACAGUUAUCAACGUGGCUUUAGCAUAUUGUUUAGACUUGACAACUCAUAUUUUAAAUAUGGUUUCAAUACCUAUUUUCUGAAACUCUAAAUCUGAAAAUCCAAAUAAUUAGCAUGGACAUUAGCAGUAACUGCUAAUGUAAGCAGCUAACAGUUAGCUAGGAUGAUUAAGUGCUAAUUGCUUAAAAAUAGCUUUAACUCAUCUUUCAAGUUAUUGAAUUAAAAUUUUAAAGUUGUCCAUGAAUGCAACACAACCAAAGUUUACAACGCUGUUUUGCACACUUUAGACUACUACAGGUAGCUGCUGCUAAGUUAGCAAUUAGCAUGCUGGCUAUGGUGGUUUGGUCAAAUAACAACCAACGUAUUGGCCAAUUAUUUGGUAUUAUCUUUCACUCAUUUUUAUGUUAUUAAAUGAAAACUUUCUGUAUUUCCUAGAAAGCAAAAUAAUCAGAGUUUAAAGUGCGGUUUUAUACAAUUCAAGCAAUCUUUAGCUGCCACUAGCAUUAGCAAUUAGCAUCCUGACGUUAGCAGUGCCACUUAGCUAAGAUAAUAGCUAACUUAUUAUGUUACUGCUUCAUAUUAGCUUUGACUCAUCUUUCAAGAUCUUAAAUGAAAGCUUUAUGACUGUCCUAAUCAAAGUAUAAAGUGCUGUUUUUACGCCUCCAUCUACAGUUAACUACUGCUAACAUUAGCAGUUACCAUGCUAAUAUUAACGGUUAGCAUAUUCUGCUGCCUCAAACCUAAGUGGAUUAUACCAGUUUGGACCAAUAUGGUAUACAUUCCCUGUAUUCAACUUCAUACAAUGGCUGAAGUACUUGUAGCAGACUUUAGAAUGAAGGAGUGGACAAUUUGAACACAGCUAUACAUUAGUGGAGUGAUGGUGGAACUUCCUCCUGAGGCUGGCGUUAGGAGGUAAUAGUUUCUCGCUGAGACAGAGCUCUUCCUGUCCAAAAAAAGCUCUAUAGCAGAGCAGCAGCACCCCGUCAAUCAUUCUCUGCUCUCUCAGAUGAUCAUUUACUCUCCAUCUUGUUCCUACUUUAAUUACCUCAUUCUCUAUUUUAUUCCAAAGCAAAUUUCAAGUUGCCUUUCUUUUUUAAGACUUAAAUAUCUCUUAUUUACACUUCUCUCAUUUUCUCCUCUAAAGCACUCGUGAUAGACGCCCACAACUUGCUUCUUUUAAAUAGAACGUGUAGCUGAAAAUUACCCAUCUAAAUUAAAGCCAACUUCUCUUCACUACUCCGCCGUCAAAACAGAAAUACUGUAUCCCUUUCUUUUUCAUCUUUAAAUCUUCACCCCUUGUUAUGUUAUGUUAUGUUAUGUUAUGUUAUGUUAUGUUAUGUAGCUGUACAGUACCUAUGCAUAUACCUUUGUUGUUACUUGAUAAUUAUUAUUUACUGCAUUAGAACUAGAUUUGCACUUUUUGAGGAUGAAUUUCAAUAAAGACAAGAGCCUGAGCACGCUGAUGUGACAUUUACUGUCGUUUGCCCAGACUGCCAAAUCUGCCUCUGGUGCAGAUUUUGUCUGGUGAUGAAAGAAGAUCUUUGCUAUAUUUGUCAUAACAGAAAAUAAAAUAAUACAAUAAAAUGGUAGACGUGUGAAAGUUCUGGGUAUUGGGAGACUUUUGGUAAGACUGAAUGUGUGAAGGAGGGAUUGAGAUAAGCUUGCGAGAUGAUAUUUCAGUGUCUGUAUUAUCUGUUGAUUGUAAAUGCAAACAGCAGUUUAAUGAUAUUCUUUACAUGCUUAAUGUUAGCUCUGAGUUGUCUUUCAAGUUAUUAAGUAAAAGCUUUAUCGCUCUCCUAGAAAGCAACCUAAUCAAAGUUUACAGUGCUGUUUUAUACACCUUAAUCUACAGUAAGUAAAAUAUAUAUAUAUGAUAAAGUACUAGAGGCAUAAUUUAAAAGUAAACUCUUUCCAAUUCCAUUUACUUUGUGUUUUUCAGUGUUAUUAAUAUAAAAGCCGUCAUGAUUUUUGUGUGUUUGUCCGCAAAUGUUUUUAGCUGUCUUUGAUCAGAGGGACCUCUUGCGCUGGAGUAACGUGAGAGUGAGGCUAACAAGUCCUUUUAGGGGAAGUGUAGAGAAAGGUCAAAAAGGUAUACGUUGUUUUAUUAGAGGACUGCAUGUUUUUGAAUCUUUGUGUAAGUCCAGGCAAAGGACAGAAUAUUCAGUAUUAUCAAAUAAAAAACACAAGUUUGAAAGAGUA